GCGGCGCCGUCGCCAUGGUGACGCGGCCCGGUCGCGGCCUACGCGCGGGGAUGGCGGCCCGGGCCCCGAUCCCGGCUCCUCUCGCGGUCGUUCCCUUCCUGCACGCCCCCCACCUGCAGCCGGGCGCUGCCCGCGGCGGCCCCCAGGACGACGGCCGGCCAUUUUCUCACGUUCAGUUCCCCCCUUACUGGGGGUAUCGCAGGCCGGCGCCGGCCGAGCCGCCCCGCAGCGGGGCCGUGUUGGGGCGGAGCGGGGCUGAGGGCGGCGGGCGCUGCUCAGAGACGCGCCUGGCGUUCCCGGAGCGGCCCCUGCAGCAGCGCGCCGCCCCCAGCCUCGCCCCGGCGCCGUGCGUCCAAAUGCACGCAGACCCCCGCAUUCGCAUCCGCUCCUCGGCGACGAAGGACGGCUUCCCCUGCCCCGCAGCCGCCCCCCCGCAGCCCGCCGUCCGCAGAGCGCAGCAGAGCAGCGGCGGAGUCCUUUGUGGAGACAGAGAGAAAAUCGGGCUCCCGCCGUCCAUCCACGCCACCUCGUACCCCGCGCACGAGGUUCACCCCGCUGCCAGGACGCGCCACUCGCGCAGCGGAUGUAUUCCCAUUAUUAAAGGGGAUGGACAGCCCUAUUACCACACUUCUCAUCAAACGCAGUUUAAAGGUGAAUACAGUCCACCUGCAAAGCCAAGUGAGAAGCACAAAUCUCGUAUUAAAUUUGGGGAUCCCAGAAGUAGUGGAUCUACGAGUGAGCAGAAGUAUGCCUACACUGCCCCAGACAAAAGGGAGCACAGAUUCUAUGACAAGGAACGUGCUGCCUUUCAGAUCUACCAUACAAACGUGCAGCCAGGGGAUGGUCUCACCAGGUUCUCCACCUCAAUGUCAGAGCUCUUUCCUGUACAUAAUGUAGAGCCUGUAGCUAUUGCCUGUCUGAACAAAAACACUUCAUCCAUCCCCAGAGGUGAUGAAGACCCAGAGAGAAAUCAUGCACUGGCAAGAAUUAUGACGACACAGUUCUUCUACCCAGAGACUGGCAGGUGGAACUUCUCACCGAAGCCUGACCUACUACUGCGGAAACAUGGAAGCAAUGUCUGCUUAGGAGAUGACCGUUCAGGCUCCUGUUUCUUCAGCACAACACAGCACUCAGACUACCAGCCACCACAACAGCCCCAGAGGGUGACAGGAGACAGCAAGAGCCAGCGUGACAGCCACAUCCCCUUCAACUACUACAAUGAAAAUCCCAUCACCACCUCCCAGGCUACGCUGGUCCCACACAGACAGCAGAAGCAACGACUCUCUGAAGACAUGCUACAGCAGAUGAAAUGCUCACACCUGGUGCUGCCCUGGAAGGAGCAGAGUCUCUUCAGCACUGAGCAGAAGGAUGAGUUCACACCUAAGCACAGAGACACAGUAGAAAUCCAAGCAGCAAACUCCCACGUGAGCUGCAUCCCACUGGGGACCCUGGAAGAAUAUUGCUCCCAGAGAAAGGUGCUCUUUACACCAUGAUGCUCCCCCUUUUCCCUGCUUGCCCAGAACUUCCUGCAACAUCAACUGCCUGCAUUGUGUGUUACCUAGUUGUUCUGCUGCUGCUGUUCUGGCCCUGCUCCUGGCCCAGCUGUGUGUUAUUACAGUGAACAUUUAUUUCAGGAGUUGAAUGAGGACAUGAAGUGUUGUGACAGCAAUAAACACCAGGGGAUUGGUCCAAAGACAUGGGUGACACCUCUCUCUGGAGUUGCAGGAUCCACGCAGAGUGCCUCCAGGCGGGUACAGGGGCAGGAGGGAGCAGGCACAGCAGGGGAAGCUCAGGGGAAGGGCAAGAGAUCAGAAGUGCUGUCAGAGCUGUGUGUGGGCUGGAAUAUUCUCGUGUUAUCUGUUUGGAUUUUGGUGUCAAGGCCCGAAACCAAAGGUCAGUGAACAGUAGGGCAGAGAAGCAGCCCUCUCCAGCUUAUGAUGAGCAGGGCUGUUUUCCUAGCAACAAGCAGAGUA
Molecule: messenger RNA, 1973 nt
Organism: Phasianus colchicus (ring-necked pheasant)
Lineage: Eukaryota; Metazoa; Chordata; Aves; Galliformes; Phasianidae
Gene: SAXO5
Product: stabilizer of axonemal microtubules 5
Source: RefSeq, a predicted model, not a curated record